Molecule: messenger RNA, 1083 nt
Organism: Adineta steineri
Lineage: Eukaryota; Metazoa; Rotifera; Eurotatoria; Adinetida; Adinetidae
Source: the annotation of a GenBank genome assembly
AUGAAUAAUUCAUUAGCAUAUUCACAUGUAAAUCUAACUCGAUGGGUAUCAAGUAUUGUAUCACCAAUAAUCUUAUUAGGUUGUGCUAUUGGCAAUAUAGUUUCAUUUUUUGUUCUUAUACGACCACGUCUUCGUAAACAAACAACAUCAAUUUAUUUAGCUGUUUUAUGCGUUGUUGAAUUGGGCACUUGUUACACAGGUUUAUUACGACAAUUUCUAAUUGAUGCAUUUAAUCUUGAUAUACGUUUAAUAAAUUCAUUUACAUGUCGUACACAUAUUUAUUUUACAUAUGUAUUUGCUCGUUUAGCACCAUUAUUAUUAGCACUUGUUACAUUACAACGUUAUUUAUAUGUUAGUCAACUUGCUCUAUGUUCAUUAAGAUCAACCUGUAUACAAAUAUUUUGUUGUAUUUUAUUUGUUUGUUUAGCUGAAUUUCAUUUAUUUUUAUAUUAUGACUAUACACAUUCAGAUACGCGACCACGAGGUCAAAAUAUACCAUUUGAAUGUACUGUUGAUAAAAUCCGUCAUAAUCAAUAUUAUAAAUUUCGAGAUGAAAUCUAUCCAAAAAUAACACUUAUUGCGUAUACAAUAAUUCCAUUAACAAUAAUUAUACUUGGUAAUGCAUUACUUGUACGUACAGUACGACAAGCAUCAAAACGAUCACAAUCAACAACAAAUAAAAAACGUUCAGUAACAAGAAUGUUAUAUGCUGUUAGUAUACUUUACACAGUUUUAACAUCACCAGCAUCAAUAUUUCUUGCAAUAGCACCAGCAAAUAUUCAAUUAAAAUCAUGGUUUCGUAUUAGUUGGACAGUAUUACGUUUAUUAUUUUAUUUAUGUCAUUCAGUUAAUUUUAUUUUAUUUUGUGCAAGUGGAACUUUUUUUCGACAAGAACUUGUUGCGUUUCUUAAUUCAUUAUAUUUUUGUCGUUCAAUUUAUCCAAGCGAAACAAUUCAAUAUGAAAAUAGAUUUUUAAAUAAUAAUAGUGUACGACAUAGAACUAGUUCAACACGUUCGAAUCGUAAACAAGAUCAAAAUUUUCAUGAACACAAACAUACAGAAAAUACACUUAUUGUUUCAUAA